AUGGCGAGCACAUCAACUUUGACCAUAAAACGGAGCCGGCGAAAGCGACCAUCAUUCAGCCCAGUCAAGGCUAGGCAGUCAUCCCUCCCACCUCGCGCCAGGUCCGAGUCCCCCCCACCUGUGAAAACUGGGGAACCUGCAAUCAACUCAGCGUAUUGUCGUGACUCAUCCGCCCUCGACUUUAACGAGUUUUCACUGCUCGAUGAUGAUGGAUCGACACCAUCGUUAGGGGAGAAAUGUCAUGACUUGCUUUUUGAAUACUUACGAGAGCAUUUCGGGGUGGAAGACAUGUGGGUUAUGCAGCCAUUCAUAUUCCUUCGUUGCUCUGAGCGGCCGGAUCCCGCCCAACGCCCUUUUACCAUAUCGGGCUGCUUAGCCUUCUGGCUGGGAAUGGAUGACCCGCUGCCCACUCUCACUCCUGGUACUUCUGGAGGGGAGACGGAAAUAGACAAGUUCGUUCACGUGGACCAAAAUCUGGUUCAGGACUUGAAACCGUAUAGGAUGCCAAAACCAGAAACGCUCCUUAUGGUUCUUGUACAACAUUUCCCGGAAGCCGCAGCCAUCUCCUUCAUCUUCAAUACCAUUAUCGUUGAAUUCGACGAGGUCGACGAGGAUGCGUGGAGAGAGAGAGUCGGGUCCCUACCGUGUUCCUUCGCGAAUCUCGCGUUAGAACUGACCUACUCGAAUGGAUUGCUCGCUAAUUCCGAGUGGAAACGGCUUAUAUCCCCUAAGCCAGCAGAUCUGAAUACCCUUGUUUCAGACGACUCCGACUAUAUUGCUGCUACGGGGUUCUUCAAUCCUGGAGCGAUGAUUUCUUCUGAUCAAGAGGAUGCCGUCUCGGCUGGGGUCUUGGUGGAGAAGGGUUCUGAGCAGAGGCUCACCGUUGCGUGUCACUGCUGGGAUCGGGAGUUCGACGAAAAGUUGGAUCACCUGGGAGAUCCGAAUCAUUUCCGAGUGCUACAAGCAAACUCGAGGGUCGGUUAUGUGACUGAACGUAUCGACGAAACCGACAUCGGACUUGCCAAGCUGGACGAUACUGUUGCGUUUAGCAAUAGAUUCCUGGAUAUCGAAACAGCAGCUAAAGUCCUUAUCCCAUUCACCGGGGUUAAGACAGGAGACAAAUUCUUCAUUGACAGUUUCGUUACCGGCCGGCAGCGCCUUUUAUGUGCCGGAGUACGGGUGCUGGGAUGUCCGAGAGGACAGGAUUUCCUCCGUGAUAGACGAGAGAACCCGCCCGACGGGAAAUAUGUCAUCAUGCACCAAGGCAUUUAUGCCACCAACGACACCAUGAUUACGACUGCUCCACAACUACGUGCAGGUAUCUGUGGCUCAGUUCUUGUACGGCUACAGCGUGCAGGGGAGGAAUCGAUUUGCCUGGAGGAUGGAGAAGUCUGUGGGAUUAUGCAUUGGGCCGAUUUGGCUAUGAAGUACUCUACGAGCCUCAAAUUCUUUUGUUUCGCGGACCCUAUGGACCCUUUGAUUUCGAACGGAUGGGCAUGCGUUCCUGUCCCAGAGAAGCGCCCCCGUUCCUCUUCCUAG
Penicillium psychrosexuale is the source of this 1539-nucleotide messenger RNA. RefSeq lists its product as uncharacterized. NCBI's taxonomy places the organism in Eukaryota, Fungi, Ascomycota, Eurotiomycetes, Eurotiales, Aspergillaceae. The record is from RefSeq and is a predicted model, not a curated record. The coding region runs from base 1 to 1539 and encodes 512 amino acids. The transcript has a single exon.